GUGGGUGGGGGGGUGGAAGCACCGCCACCAUUAUCCGUCCCCGCUCCGAAAGUCGCUUCCCCGCCUCCCUGCCGGAGCCGGAGCCCGGGCGGCGGCGGGGCGCGGAGCGCCGGAGGAAGUGCGGGGUGAAAAAGAAAGAGAAACAGGCGGGCAGGGCUCGCCCGGCCGCGGCGGAGCGGCCAUCUCGGCUGGGAGCGGGACCGCAUCCAUGGAGUUACCGGGCGGGCGCUCCUAAGGAGGGCCCGGGCGGCGCGGCCCUGGCAAUGACACCGGAUUGAGCCGCCGAGGGGGCUCUCCCGGCCGGGGACUGCGGGAGCAUCCCCCGCCCCCGCCUCCUCCCGCCUGUCACCCCAGAGACCGGCGCAACUCCGGGCGGACACUCCUGGCCAAGAUGGAAGAAAAACGACGCAAGUACUCCAUCAGCAGUGAUAACUCGGACACCACUGACAGUCACACCACAUCCACCUCCAGAUGCUCUAAAAUUCCGAAUACCAAAUCCCCCUGGUCACGGCAGAAGGAGAAGAAGCCCUCUGAGGUUUUCCGGACGGAUCUGAUAACAGCCAUGAAGAUCCCUGACUCCUUCCAGCUGAGUCCUGACGAGUACUACGUUCUGGCUGAUCCUUGGAGGCAGGAGUGGGAGAAGGGUGUCCAGGUGCCAGCAAGUGCCGAGGCCAUCCCUGAACCUGUGGUCAGGAUCAUCCCCCAGCUGGAGAGCUCGCUUUCACAGGUUUCACCGAGCAGCCUGCCUGGCUCUGAGAUUUCAGAAGCCACAAGGACUUACUUGCAAGGAAUGAGCCGCUAUGACCUGGACGAGCUCGAUGCCUGCUGGCUGGAACUUGUUAACAUGGAGCUCAAGGAGAUGGAAAAGCCCGAGCUGGACGAGAUCACCCUGGAGCGAGUGCUGGAGGAGCUGGAGACCAUGUGCUACGAGAACAUGAACAUCGCCAUCGAGACCGAGGAGGGCUUGGGCAUCGAGUACGACGAGGACGUGGUGUGUGACGUGUGCCGCUCGCCCGAGGGGGAGGACGGCAACGAGAUGGUGUUCUGUGACAAGUGCAACGUCUGCGUGCACCAGGCGUGCUAUGGCAUCCUGAAGGUGCCCAUUGGGAGCUGGCUGUGCCGGACCUGUGCCCUCGGCGUGCAGCCCAAGUGUCUGCUGUGCCCCAAGAGGGGGGGAGCGCUGAAGCCCACCCGGAGCGGCACGAAAUGGGUCCACGUGAGCUGUGCCUUAUGGAUACCUGAAGUUAGCAUUGGAUGUCCUGAAAAAAUGGAACCCAUUACGAAGAUCUCACAUAUCCCAGCAAGCAGAUGGGCUUUGUCCUGCAGCCUCUGCAAGGAGUGCACUGGGACAUGCAUUCAGUGCUCCAUGCCCGCCUGUGUCACCGCAUUCCACGUCACCUGCGCCUUCGACCACAACCUGGACAUGCGGACUAUCCUGGCAGACAACGAUGAGGUGAAGUUCAAGUCCUUCUGCCUCGAGCACAGCACCGGCGCCACCAAGCUGCCCGAGGAGGCACGGACAGAGCCCGACCAAGCCCAGCUGGACUUGGAGAAGGUCACGCUGCGGAAGCAGAAGCUCCAGCAGCUGGAGGAGGACUUCUAUGAGCUCGUGAAGCCUUCAGAGGUGGCAGAGAACCUUGACUUAAGUGAAUCACUGGUGGACUUUGUCUACCAGUACUGGAAGCUGAAGAGGAAAGCAAACUCCAACAAACCGCUGCUGACACCAAAAACGGAUGAAGUGGACAACUUGGCUCAGCAAGAGCAGGAUGUUCUCUACCGACGCCUAAAGCUCUUCAUGCACCUCAGGCAAGACCUGGAGAGGGUUAGAAAUCUCUGUUACAUGGUGACAAGACGGGAGAAAAUGAAACACACCAUUUGUAAACUGCAGGAGCAGAUCUUCCAUCUCCAGAUGAAGCUUAUUGAGAAAGAUCUUUACCCAGGCUUGUCAACCUCCUUCCCCAUCGAUGGGACUUUCUUCAACAGCUGGUUGGCACAGUCAGUGCAGAUCACCGCGGAGAACAUGGCGAUGAGCGAGUGGUCACUCAACAACGCCCACCACGAGGCCAGCACCCCUGGCCUCUCCGAGGAGCUCCUCCAGGAUGAGGAGACCUUGCUGAGCUUCAUGAUGGACCAUUCCCUCAGGUCCCCAUUCAGGCAGAGCGAGACCACAAAGAAAGUGAAAAGCAGAACGAGAACGAACACUAAGAAAAAGCUGCCGAGGAGCAGCCCCUCUGCAGUGGGUGGGGGCCACCCGGAGGGCUCCGAGCCCUGGACUAACAAUGCCAGCAACUUGUCGGAUGAUCCCGCCAAGCCCUUCGCUCUGGAUUCCAGGCCGAGCAAGUCGGAAAAAGGGGCAGCAAAGCUUCCCACCGACCGCAGAGGGACGGGCGAGGCCAAAAGGGUGGCCAGGAAGGGCUCUCUCCAGAAAGCCAGCGAGCCUCAUCCCCCUGCUGGGACACGGGGCUGCGUCAGCCAGGAGGAGGAGGAGGAGGAGACGCCGCGCUGCGCUCAGACGGAGCCCAGCCCCGCGGCCAAAGUGCCUGACUCCAUAGGUAGCCCCAAAACCAUCGUGCGGUUCAAAUUACCAAAGGAGAGCCGGGGGGCGCGGCGGGCGCAGCCCCCCAAGGCCGAGGGCGCUGGCGGAGCUCCCUUGCGUCGCUUCGACGCCGACACGGACGGAUACUUCUCCGACGCCGAGAUGAGCGACUCGGACGGGGAGUCCCGCGGCGGCCGGGCGCAGCGGGGCCAGCUGGACGCGGCCGGCGAGGACAUCGUCAGGAUGAGCAUCCUGGCGUCCUAACUGCUCCGACCGCGCCGGCUCGAGGAGGCCUCAACCCAGUUCCAACUGCCAUGUCCAAUUUCUGCCUGGUGUCACGGCGAGGGGGGUUUUUAAUGUGUGUAUAUAGUUGGAAAUUCGGCACUGUUGUCUUUCCCUUCUCGAUACGCCUGAGAUACAGCUUCAGCUUCACCGACAUCGACGACUGUGACAGCAGUGGUCCCUCCCCGGCUCCCUGCCAGACCCCACUUCCUGGGAACGUGAGCCGGCACCCGCCAGGACCGAUGGCGAGCGUGCUGAGAGGGUGGAGGGUGCCGGUACCCGUGCUUUCUGCAGGGAUGACAGUUCAAUUAAUGGGCAUUAUUUAAUGAGGGGCAGAUUUCUGCCUGGGACGGUUGCCCUCAGAGCAGGGAGCGAGGAGAGGGUCCGGCAGUGGCCAGCUGUGGGAGGGGAAAUUCCCACCUGUGUGUGCGGAGAGAAGGAAGCGAAAUAAGCGAUUCUAAAAUAAAUAAUGACUAAAGCACAAAAAGCUUGUUGGAGGAAAACGCUUGGGGUGGAAGAGAGCAAUGUUACAUUUCUAUUUUUAGGGAAAAAAACCUCUUGAUCAUUAUUUUUCCCCUCACCUUUCCAUCUAGUUGGGAUCCGUCCAGGGGCCAGGAUGCAAAAGUCCUCCCCAUCCAUGCCCCCAGUGAGGUUCUUAGAAACACUGAAGUGAUUUACUCAGGUGACUGGAUCAGCAAGUGGAAAAUGGAAAUGUGGGGCAGGAUGGAGGAGGAAAGCAUCCUUUAAAACCACCAUGGGGAGUCAGGGUUGCUUCCUUCCAAUGCUGCUGUGGUCCCACCAUGCCAGGGCAGCACAUCUGAAAUCCCCCUUAAACCAAAACCAUGGCCCCAAGGCCAAAUGUGCCGUCACUGAGGGGAAAUGGCAACCCUUGCCACCACCAUUAUGUUUUCUUUCUAAAUGCUACAAUGGAAAUGGUGAAUUUAUUCCUCUCCAUCCUUUGUUUUGUUUUGGUUUGUUUUUUUUACCUUAAAUCCUGGUUACAAGCUGUUGACUCGUUGUGGAGGGGUGAUUCACAGAAGCUGACAUUAUAAAUAUUACAAUAAUUUAAUGCAUAAAAUGUCCCCAAUAAGCCUUAAAUGUUGUUUAAAAGCCCAUGUUACCUAUAAGUCAGGCGAAUUUCCAUGUUUGCACUUAAUUGCACCAUUACUUCGGUUUUGGCUUCAAAGGUCACAGUUAAGUCAUGCUACGUGUUUUAUUGGAGUGACCCCAGUGUGAGCUCAGGGAACAAAAAAAAAAAAAAGGAA
Molecule: messenger RNA, 4083 nt
Organism: Passer montanus (Eurasian tree sparrow)
Lineage: Eukaryota; Metazoa; Chordata; Aves; Passeriformes; Passeridae
Gene: JADE2
Product: jade family PHD finger 2
Exons: 11
Coding region: 392-2800 (802 amino acids)
Biological process (GO): regulation of transcription by RNA polymerase II
Cellular component (GO): histone acetyltransferase complex
Source: RefSeq, a predicted model, not a curated record